AUGGAUCCCAACAUCAGAGCGCAAGCCUCGAGGCCUCCUGCAAAUAUUCCCCCUCCAGGACCCCCGCCUCUGUCCAACCUGCAUCAGUACCAGAUGCAGCCACACUAUUCAAUGGCGCAGCCGCAUACCUUGCCCCCACUCCAACAUCCACAGAGCCAUCCUCCUGUACAUCCCUCCUAUCUAGGACAGCCAUACCGACAUGAGAUGCCCCGGUAUCCAACCACGUCCGCCAACGACGUGUAUGCUGCGUCCUCCGCUCCUAUGCCGCCGCAUACUACCGUCAACAGCUUGCCCCCUUCCUCGUUCCUAACCCAUCAUCACAGCCAGCAACAAUAUCCGUCGCAUGGCUUGUUGCCUCCGUCGACUACCUCCCAGGCCUAUCCUCAGCCCAUUGCGCCUGCUCCUCCUCGGGAUAGAAGAACAGAUUUUGGUGGUACAUUACCUUCCGGUUCGUUCAGUGAUACAGGGCCAAAGGGACUCGCAGUGGCAACAACAAAUAGCUUACCUACUUCCCCAGCAACUUUCGUUCCAAAGGACCUGCCACGCACCCAGGUAGUCGGAUCCCAAGGUCGGAGGGGAAUUCUUCCAAGUGUUCCAGGACGGGCGGCUGCUAUUACUAACGGAGCAAAUGGCACCACAAAAGCUGCUAUGCCUGCGAAAGACGCGGAUGGCAAGUUCCCUUGCCCGCAUUGCAACAAAACAUAUCUACAUGCAAAGCAUCUUAAGCGGCAUCUAUUGAGGCAUACUGGCGAUCGCCCGUACAUGUGUUUUUUGUGCAAAGACACAUUUUCCCGAAGCGAUAUUUUGAAACGCCACUUUCAAAAAUGUUCAUUACGUCGCGGCAAUCCGACUGGUGCUACUCACCUGUCGCACCCCCACGCUCAUUUGAAGAAAGCUCAGGCUGCGGGCAUUGUCCCCAAACCUGUUUCAGGAGAUUCGAACGUUGACCUACCCCCUAUCGAUGCAGCUAAAUCUGCCAACAACAUGCCUGAUAGCAAACGCCCUGGCAUGCCUACCGGACCGAACCCCGGUCAGCCAGGCGAAAUCGACUGGACGUCCAUGUUCCAGGCCGGCACUCAAGAUGGCUACAUGCAACCAAUGUUUCCAGCUUCAGUGGCUCCGGUUCCCGACUCGAUGCACCCCCAAGUUGAGACCGAUCGAAAGUUUUACCCGACGGCAACGAGUGGGCAACCUGAAGGUGGUUUGAAUGGGCUUUAUUUAGCAUCCACCAGUCUGGGCGGUGACGGAACCGUUCAACCUGCACGCCAAUAACGCGCAGGUUUUGCUGCAUGUUUGUUUGACGGUGAUGGUGACGGCCGAUAACGUGAAACAUUUCUUUUCUCGAACUCGCACUUACGAUCCGAAUUACCACGGCCAUGUUUGGCGCUCCUCCUACUUUUAUAUAUUGCCACUUGUAAUUCUCUCCCCCCUUUUCUUUUGAAGAUGCGUACGAUGGCCUUUUAUAAACAUUUCUUGCCAUGUGCUGUAUUGGAGCUGUUUAUUUUUUAUUCCGACGGUGUUGGAAUCGAUUUUUGUUCGGAGUUUGCCUGCCUCAAUCCAAGGCUGCUAGGUUGCCAUACUGCGAAUCUCCCGCAUCCAAAACGAACUAGCCUAACGAACCGACCUUGACCUUGCAAGACCUUAUUUCAGAUACAGAUAUAGAUUCUUCGAUCAAAUGUGGAAUCCAGGGAUUUUCCUCAAGCCGUUGUUCUGCUGGUGACAUCGAAUCGAUCCAGUCCAAUCUUCAUUUUCAUGUUGAAUACUAGUAUAUACUCCCUUUGGGCAUGAUUACCUUGAGUAACGAGCCACAACACAGUCCUGAUAUAUAUUAUAUUACCUUCACUUGCUCGCCAUAUUCGUCGUUUCCGUUUUUGCUUGGGCUUGCGGGUACCGAAAAUCAAUCAAUCUUUCGUGGUAUCGUUUUGGCUUCACGAUGUGGCCCCCUGACAAGGGAGUGGGGAGACGUUUCCAGUCGGGAUCGAUAUGGCUGG
Messenger RNA from Histoplasma capsulatum G186AR, 1991 nucleotides. RefSeq lists its product as uncharacterized. Gene Ontology annotation, molecular function: DNA-binding transcription factor activity, RNA polymerase II-specific; RNA polymerase II cis-regulatory region sequence-specific DNA binding. Gene Ontology annotation, biological process: regulation of transcription by RNA polymerase II. The record is from RefSeq and is a predicted model, not a curated record. The coding region runs from base 1 to 1272 and encodes 423 amino acids. The transcript has 4 exons. Lineage: Eukaryota; Fungi; Ascomycota; Eurotiomycetes; Onygenales; Ajellomycetaceae. Gene Ontology annotation, cellular component: chromatin.